GUGACCCCAACACAGAUGUCGACAUUGUUGGUUGUGAUCAACAGCUUCAAGGUCCGUGUUCGUUGUUUGCUGAAUAUUGAUACGAUGUCCGAGAAUAGAAUACUGCAUCGAUGUGGAGUGUGUGAGACUCCGUACACGUUCGGUGGACCCGACCCAUACCUACUUCCUUGCCUACAUUCAGUAUGUCAGACAUGCCAUGAUGUCGACAACACUGACACUAUACGAUGUGGCAUUUGUCAGAAGGGCUUCAAGAGGAAUGAUGUUGGCGACACUAAGGAUGUUGUAACAACAAAACAGGUGUUGUUGGCAACCAUUCAAAACAACGCUGGGGCGGUUUUAUGCACCAAUAACAACGAUGGCAAUCAAGCCAUGUCCUGGUGCCAGGAGUGUGAAGUGUUUCUGUGUGAAUACUGUCAGGUUUCCCAUGAAGAUCCGAAGGUGACCCGAAAUCAUCACGUUGUAGCCUUGUCUGAACUGACGUGUAACUUUAAGGGGUACACCCCUCAAACAAAGUAUUGUAAAAUUCAUGCGCAGUACAUCGAGGAACUUUUUGACCAAAAAUGUGGCCUCAUUUUAUGUGCAAUGUGUGUUUUAACACAUCAUAAAAACUGUAGUACAACCACAAUCAUAAACGCUGAUCCUGCGGAAAACACUCUCAAGGAAGGUAUUGAGCAUGUUUCAGAAAGGCUUAGUCUUGUCAAAGAUUUAGAAGGCAAAGUUGAUGGUCUUGAAUUGGAUAUUGAGCGUAAUACUCAAGACCUUAAAGAACAGAUAAAACAUACAUUUGGGCAUCUCAGGAGUGUUUUAGACCAGAGAGAAAAUGAAGUAUUACUGAAAUUAGAAAAGUGCAAAGAAGCAGAGAAGGCCUCAAAUGCAUCUCUUCGGGAGUUACUUCAACAUGAAGAUUCUACAUGUGAAACUUUGUUACAUUUUAUCCAGAGCUGUCUUGAACUGUGUGCUCCUACUGAAGUCCUCCCAUUGAAGAAGGCAAUAGAAGCCAAGAUAAUUGCUAACAGUGCCACACAAUUACCACAACGUAUCCGCCAACAGUCCUCAAUCACAUUUUCACAAAUGGGCCUCCAACCUUUGACAGAAGCAAUGGCAACGUUUGGAGAGACAUGCACUGCUUACUACACUUCAGGUGUGGAGUUCCUUAAUGUGGAGGAGGCUACAGAGGAACAGAAGGCCAGAGCCAGGAAGUACCUGUUGCCCGAGUCCUUCUACCUCUAUGAAAACAAACCCCCUUGUCCAGGCUGUAUUGGCUGUGAGGACUAUGACCCCAGUAAAGUCAGCGUGCCCAGCAAGGUCAAAGCCAAAUGUGUUGCAGGCAGUACUGGUGCCAGUGGAGGCUUCUGCAUGUUCGGUCAGGCCUCAGGGAUGUCCAUUUCUACGCUAGCUGCACAGGGAGAUGUACCAGACUCACACCUUGAAUGGCCAUAUGGAAACAGGGAAGGCAUUGAAGGAAGCUCAACGGUAACUUAUGCUCCCCAGAACAGACGUCAGAUGCCACAAAGUGGCUUCUUUGCCUCUUCUCUGAGGGGACAGUCAAUACAGUAUGGUCAGUCUAACAUUGCUACAUCAAUACCUGGUCCAGGAUACUCACCCCAUGGCCUUACAACAGCAUCAGCAAUAAACCAGACCCCCUCCCUUUAUGCUGCGAUCAUGGGCAAGGAUUCUCCUCAUAACAUGGGAGCAAUACAUGCACAGAUUCCAUCAGGAGCACCAAGUCCUGCUGCUCAGGCUAUUCCUCAGUACCUGGGUCAGCCAGCAGCCCAGCCUCAGCAUCAGCAUCAGCCUCAGCAUCAGCCUCAGCCUCAGCAUCAGCCUCAACCUCAACCUCAACCUCAGCCUCAACCUGCCACAACCCUUGCAUCACAUAUGGCUCAAAAGCCAAUCUUCACAUCAGGAAACUUUGGAGCUGGUGUUAAGACUGCUUCAACCCCUCUGACCAAGGCGACAAGUCCCCAGGCUGUCCCUGCUCAACCUCAACCUUUUGGUCAGAUGCCACAGGUGCAGGCUCAGAAUCUUGUUAACAGGGCUGUGACAUCCACUACUUCCCCCAGUGCGUCUACUGCGGAAGUUGUUUGUAUUUUCCGAGGGAAAGCAACCUACACAUCGAAGAUUGGUUCCAAGAUGGAAGGUAAUGUCAAAGUGUUUUGCUUUGGUGCUGAGAAGGGUGGCCGGGUUAGGAUGGAGACUCUUUCAACGAACCAGAUAAUCCUCAACCAUGAUAUUAAUACACUGAAGCUGGUGGCAGCCUUCAUCCCGCAGCUGGUCACAUGGAAGAGACCCCAGCAUGAUGGGAAGGGAGAGGAGACUGUGAACUUGAACUUUGAAAAUGCUGAACUAGCCCAGGAAUUGAAGUCAGUCAUUCGGAGAAUACAGGAAGCAGGGAAGAAAUCUGAAGCUUCAACUCCAAAACCAGCCGUGGCAACUUCAUCGCCAUUCACCAUCUCAUGCUCUCAGGCCUUUAAGCCAACCACAACACCGACCCCUACAGGAUCUUCACCUGCAGUGUUUGGCCAGACUCCUCAAGCCAAGGCCUCUGUGACGUCCCCCAAAUCCCCAGAAGGGGACUACUAUGUCAAUAAGGAUGGAGAGGACUCUCACAUCUAUUUCGAACCUAUUGUGUCUUUACCUGUGAAGACUGGGGAAGAGGAGGAAAUAACCCGUUUUGAACAGAGGGCAAAGCUCUUCAGGUUCAGUGAGGGUGAGUGGAAGGAGAGAGGUCUUGGCACAAUGAAGAUCCUGGAACACAAAUCCUCUCACCGCUACCGAUUGCUGAUGAGGCGAGAACAGAUCUACAAAGUCUGCUGCAACCACGUCAUCACCCCUGAGCUGGAACUCAAGCCUAUGGCCUCAGGUGAUGGGAAGUCAUGGGUUUGGCAUGGUAAGGACUUCUCAGAAGAAGAGGGCAAGGUGGAACAACUGGCUAUCAAGUUUAAGAACAAGGAGAUAGCUGACAUAUUCAAGAAGGAGUUUGAUGCUGGCAAAUGUGGUGAAAAACGUGCUUCUGGAGCCGCUACAGAAGAUGUGUCAGCCAAGCAGUUUGAGGCAAAAUCUGAGGAGACAAGUCCUGCACCAACAAGAGCGUCAGUUCAAGUUUCAAGCAGUGCUGGUAGUGUUGCAGGCAGUACUGGUGCCAGUGAAGGGUUCUGCAUGUUCGGCCAGGCUUCAGGGAUGUCCUUCUCUACCCUAGCUGCACAGGGAGAUGCAGUUGGUUAUGCUUUCAAGAAAGGCAAGUAGACAGUUACCAUCAUCAGUCCUAGAAUUGCUUGCAGCCUUUUCAACCCCAAAAGUCCAAAGAUUCCAGGGUAGAAUAGAUCUUUAGCAACCCAUGCUUGCCGUAAAAGGUGACUAUGCUUGUCGUAAAAGGCGACUAACGGGAUCGGAUGGUCAGGCUCGCUGACUUGAUUGAUGCAUGUUAUCGAUCCCAAUAGCGUGGUUCGAUGCUCAUGAUAUCAAUCACUGGAUUGUCUGGUCCCGACUCGAUUAUUUACAUACCGCCGUCAUAUAGCUGGAAUAUUGCUGAGUGCGGCGUUAAACAACAAACCAAACCAAAAAAAGAAAUGUAAUUCCCAGCAUUAUUCUGCCCUAAGUCUGAAGCUAAUGUCUAAAUUUCCCAAAUUGGAAUUAGGAUGCUCUUAAUUGAUAUAAUAUAUAGUAGCAUCUAGAUUCUAAUGUGAUCACUUGGUCAAGUGUAUUUCACUCAUAGCAGGAUCAAUAAAGAGGAAGAGGCUUAAUGCUUAGUUCACAGUACUGAAUGUAAUAUUGAUAUUCAAUGUGAAUAGACCUUUAAAUUGAAGGAGAAAGGUACCUUAAAUACAAUAUCACAAUUUUGAACAAACUAAGUUCCUACUUCAUUUUGCUUGCCAGGUACCCUUUGUUUGGAGUCUUAGUGAAGUCCCUUCCCAAGUUAUUGAGCAUAGCGCUUGGCCUGACAUUCUAUAUUUUU
Haliotis rufescens (red abalone) is the source of this 3955-nucleotide messenger RNA. RefSeq lists its product as uncharacterized. The transcript has 7 exons. Gene Ontology annotation, biological process: nucleocytoplasmic transport. Gene Ontology annotation, molecular function: GTPase activator activity; zinc ion binding. Gene Ontology annotation, cellular component: cytoplasm; nuclear pore. The record is from RefSeq and is a predicted model, not a curated record. NCBI's taxonomy places the organism in Eukaryota, Metazoa, Mollusca, Gastropoda, Lepetellida, Haliotidae. The coding region runs from base 16 to 3246 and encodes 1076 amino acids.